Plasmodium vivax (malaria parasite P. vivax) is the source of this 1974-nucleotide messenger RNA. RefSeq names its product variable surface protein Vir12/24-related. The record is from RefSeq and is a predicted model, not a curated record. The transcript has 3 exons. NCBI's taxonomy places the organism in Eukaryota, Apicomplexa, Aconoidasida, Haemosporida, Plasmodiidae. Bases 1 to 1974 code for a protein of 657 amino acids.
AUGAGUUAUUUCGUGAACAAAAAGCAGAUCCAAAGAAGUCAGAUUAUAGUGAAGCUAGAAAAAAAGUAUAUUUUAUUUUUUAACCUCUAUAAUGUUUUUUUAGAUUUCUAUAAUAAUAAUUUUUCAUCACUGAAUACAUGUAAAAAUAUAUACUUCUACGGAAUUUUCCAAGUUUUAGAUCAAUAUCAUGAAUAUGAAGUGAAAUUGAUAAAGGAUGCGGAUGAUGAUAAUUAUAAAAAUAUUUGUGACAUUGAAUGCGGCUCUGAUAUAUGUACCAAUGAUGUUAAAGCAAUUUGCGAAAAAUAUGCAAAGAAGUUUUUAAGUUUACCUAAACCUGAUAGUCCGGAAAAAAAUUUUCGUACUGGUUAUGCAAAAUAUUUGAAUUAUUUGUUUAAUCAAGAAUUAAGAGUUAUUAAAGGUGAAUCUGAUAGAAAUGAAUAUUACAAAAAAUUUAAGAACAAAUGUUCUAGCGAUAUUAAGCUGAAUACAUUGAAGGAUCAUAUAUCUUAUAUUAAAGAUGAGGAAUAUAAUAAAUUAAAAAUAUUACAUGAGUUAUAUGAUAACUUUAGAAAUAUUAAGAUUAAAACAACUGAUAAUUCUCAAGCCGAAGUAAGUAAUUCUCCAAAGUAUGAUGAACAUUGUGUUAGUACAUACAAUAAAGGCAUUACAUUGUAUAAAGGUGAAGAAGAUAAAAAAGAUAAAGAUUUUUAUUAUGCACUGAAAGAAUUUAGCGUUUUAUAUGAAAAAUAUAGAUAUAGGGAAAAUUUAAUUGAUAAAAAAGAAUUAAAAGUAUUGCCAUAUUUUCAAGAUAUAGACGAUUCGAAAGAAAAAAGUGGCAUACAGAAAGAAAUCCAAUUAAAUAACUCUACUAUAAGCAAUAUAUAUAAUAGUUUUAGUAAUCAUACUUUGGAUAAUACUCAAUGCGCUAAAUACUGUCAUGAAAUUAUUUCUCCUGAUGAAAAUAAUGAUGAAAUUAAAUCACUUUGUGUCAAACUUGUAACUCUUUUAAAAAAAUUAAAUACUAUAGAUGGCGUAGGAAAUAACCAUAGAGAUAGGUGUUCAAAUUUAAUAUAUUGGACAUAUGAUCAAAUAAUGCACAUAUUUGGUAGUGCUGAAAAUUAUUAUAAAAAUUCAUCUAUUAUUCAUGAAAUUAAUAAAGUAAUUUCUAGAGUAAAUGAUGAGUUGAAAGUAAAUGAGAAUUGUUAUUUUUACGUGGAUGGUGAUUUUGAUCAAUGGAAUAAAGAAAGAGAUUUACAUUAUUACUUUUUAAUUUUUGAUAAUUUAAGCAGUGUUAAGGAUGACGUUGCUAAAAUUGAAACGUACUGUGACUAUCUUAAGUAUAUUAAUGGACUAUAUAAAGAACAUAUUAAAAGUUGUUGCACUCGUUAUAUUAGACCCGAUGAGUACAUGAAGAAUAAAUGUCCGAGUUAUUUUAAAUGUGAUAAGAAAUAUUAUCCCACUGAUCUCAUGACUAAAUUUAAAUGUGCAGAUAAUGAAUAUAAAGAAAGCGUAGAAGAUAUUUUUAAUUCUAUAACGGUCGAUCUCAACGUUAUAAGGUAUAGUAUUUUCAUGAAUUCGUUUAACCAAAUUAUAAACAUAACGAAUGACCCUUUUUAUUUGUUCGUCUUAGCUGCUUUUGGAUUACUUGGAUUCUUUUUUAUAUUUUUCAUUUUUUAUAAAGUAACCAGGCAUACUAUUUAUAUAUAUGCGCACAUUUUUUAUGUUAAUUAUAUAAUUCGUUUUCUUAAAACAUUUAGAAUUAUGAAAUACAUUUAUUAUAAAUUUUUAUUACAUUUUUGUACCUGUCAGUUUGCUCCCAUUGGAUCCAGUAAUCGCAAAAGAAUAUCAAGGAGAAAUAUGGAUAUGACAGACACCUCAAAUUAUCAUAGGCAAGAAUCAAUUUCAUAUAAUAAAAAAAACGCUAAUGCAAAUCCGAAGCGAAAAAGAGUACAAAUAGCAUAUCAAGCAACAUGA